AUGAGGAAGGGGAAAGCCAUGUCUGCUGCCUCCAGCUCCUUUAAGAAAAAGUUUUGCAUACUUAUCUCUGCAACCUUUCCAUCUUUCCUAGAUUACUCCUUGGCUGUACAGAAAUUCUCCCAGACUCUCCAGUCCUUUCAGUUUGACUUUAUUGGGGACACCCUGACAGAUGAUGAGAUUAACAUUGCCGAAUCCUUUAAGGAGUUUUCAGAGCUGCUUCAAGAGGUGGAACUUGAAAGAUCAAUGAUGGUUCAAAAUGCUAGUGAUUUACUGAUCAAACCGCUGGAAAACUUCCGCAAGGAGCAAAUUGGAUUCACCAAAGAACGGAAAAAGAAAUUUGAGAAGGAUGGGGAGCGGUUUUACUCCAUGUUGGAUCGCCAUUUGAAUUUAUCUUCAAAGAAAAAAGAAUCCCAUUUGCAAGAGGCUGACAUGCAGGUGGAUAAAGAGCGGCACGUUUUCUUUGAAUCUUCCCUGGAAUACGUCUAUCAGAUCCAAGAAGUGCAGGAGAGCAAGAAGUUUAGUAUUGUGGAGCCUGUCUUGGCUUUCCUCCAUAGCCUCUUCACCUACAACAACCUGACUGUGGAAUUGACGCAGGAUUUCCUGCCAUAUAAGCAACAACUUCAGCUCAGUCUGCAGAAUACCAGAAAUCACUUCAGCAGCACACGGGAAGAGUUGGAAGACCUCAAGAAGAGGAUGAAGGAAGCUCCUCUCACUUGCAAGCUCCCUGGGAAACCGACCAUAGAAGGCUACCUGUAUUCGCAAGAAAAAUGGGCCCUGGGCAUCUCAUGGGUCAAAUACUACUGCCAGUAUGAGAAAGAGGCAAAGGUGUUCAGGAUGACACACAUGGAGCAGAAGCCAGGGUCAAAGCAAGGCACCUUACACCUGAUGCUGAAGUCCUGUGUGAGGAGGAAGACAGACUCCAUAGACAAAAGAUUUUGUUUUGACAUUGAGACGCUGGAAAGACCUGGGCCCAUCACCUUGCAAGCCCCUUCAGAAGCAAAUCGACGGCUCUGGAUGGAGGCCAUGGAUGGGAAAGAGCCAAUCUACCACAGUCCCAUCACAAAGCAGGAAGAAAUGGAGCUGAACGAGGUUGGCUUCAGAUUUGUCAGGAGAUGCAUCAACGCCGUAGAGACAAAAGGUAUUACAGUCGAAGGCGUCUAUCGAACCGUUGGGAGCAACAUCCAGGUGCAGAAGCUCCUGAAUGCCUUCUUUGACCCAAAGUGCCCAGGGGAUGUGGACUUCCAAAAUAGUGACUGGGACAUCAAGACAAUUACAAGCUCAUUGAAGUUCUACCUCAGGAAUCUCUCUGAACCUGUCAUGACGUAUAAGCUUCACAAAGAAUUGAUCUUAGCUGCCAAGUCUGACAACCUGGAUUAUAGGCUGGGGGCGAUCCAUUCCCUUGUCUAUAAACUCCCUGACAAAAACCGAGAGAUGCUAGAAAUGAUCAUCAGGCACCUGGUCCACGUGUGCGAACACAGCCGGGAGAACCUGAUGUCUCCAUCUAACAUGGGGGUCAUAUUUGGCCCCACACUCAUGCGAGCCCAGGAGGACACCGUCGCUGCGAUGAUGAACAUCAAGUUUCAGAACAUUGUGGUGGAGAUCCUCAUUGAGCAUUUCCACAAGAUAUAUUCCAGCCCACCUGAGGACAAUGCUGCACCCCCAGUGCCUCCUCCCCGGGUAGCCACUCGACGGCACAAACCCAUCACCAUCUCCAAGCGCCCUCUGCGGGAGAGGCCUGUCUUCUUUGGAGGCUCCGUGGAAGACAGUGAAGCAGAGGAUGGCUGCUUCCACGCCCCCAACGGCACAAUGCUUCCUGGCUGCACAGAGGCCCCCAGGCCACUCCAGCGCAGCAGACUGCCGUUGCAGAGGCCAGGGGAGACUGAUACCAGGAGGCCCAGCGCAGAAAGCAGGUCGGAGCAGUGUGCAGAUGUGGAUGUGGGGAGACUGGUCUCCAGGCUCCAGGACAGCGGGCAGAAGCUCCCCAGCAAAGCGGCGAAUGGCGUCAUGCCUGUGACAGAGUCCCUGAAGGCCUCCACACUGCAUGCUAAGAGGCCUGCUCCCAGACUAGGGCCAGGCUGCAAGGAAGGUGAAUACGAAGGCUUUGCUAAAGCACGAUCACCCGGAGAGAAGCCGGUGAUAACACGUCCUCCAGUGAGACCCCCGGACCCUCCAUGCAAAGCCCCAGCGGCUCAUAAGGCAGAGGCUGCCUCUGUGGUGGCCUCCAGGACAAAGUUUUUUGAGACAGCUUCCUUCAGGAGAGGGAGCUCUUCAUCACCACAAGGCAGACUCCCCAGUGAUGAGACCUGAAGGAUUAAUGACUUUUAUGUCUGAUCCUGGCUGGUUCCAGAGAGAUUUGCCACAGCCCCUCCUCCAGUUCUCCCUCUCCUGGUUCGUGAGUCAGCUCUUAUUCCAAGAUCUCAUUGUUGAAGCAUACUGUUCUGAAUAGUUUCCUAAGAGAACAAAUCCAUCUUGCCAUCGGUUUCCGAAAGUAGCUCUUUCUUUCCUGCUUCCUCCAUGUUUCUACUGUUGCCUGUAUCCAAGAACACUUGUUUGUUUCCCUUUGGGAUGUUUGGGAGAAGUUGGAAUGCCAUGGCUGGCCAAGGAAGAGAGUUGGUGGGGGGGGGGUGCACGCAAACAGUUUUAUCCACCCUGUUCCACAUCCCUUUAAUGUGGCAUGGUGGACCCACACCAAGAUUUAUGUGCAGGGCUUUGGGGGAGCACCAGCUUUUAGCGCACUGGCUGUCUUAAGACAAAUCACUCUGUGCAUUGUGGGGGACGGGGUGUGGGGAGAUGGACACUCCUUUCUAAAUCCUUUUGAAGAAUGCGAAGACAUUUCCAAGUGGGGGUUCUCCCCCACAGCAAAGCACUGAAGAAUGAACCUUUUGAUUUUCUGCAGUGGAUCAGAGAGCAAUUUUGGCGGAUAUGCUGCCUCUGCAUCCUCUGCUUGGCCUCUCCAGGUGGAAAGCAGCCCUCUGGCAUUGUGCACUGGAAGGAGACAGGACCAUCCUGUAUGGUUUUCAUUCCAUCCUGGAGCAGACAAAAGAGCCUAUGUUUUUUUUUGGGGGGGGACCCCUUCACCUCCUGCCUGAGGCACUUAUACACAUGGUGACUUCAUCAUCAACGUGCCUCUCUAACUCUGGUCAACUGGGGAGGAGGUAGAGGUACUUUCAACAUUUCAGCAGAGAUGUUCAUUUUCCUAGUUCUUGGAAUGCACGAUGGUUCUCCAUCCCAUGUCUUGUGUUUCUCAGGAGUGUGGUCAAAAGCACUCCUUCGGAUUCUGUGGCUUUGAAGAACUGGCUUCCCAUCACAACACACACAGGUUUCUGAGGACCAAAGCACAAAGCAUCAAGGCAGACCAAGCAACACCUUUUUUGUUUGUUUGUUUAAAUAAUAAUCCAAACUCAGUUUAUAUUGAAUGUUAGAAUCUUUACCGAUUUACAUGUCUCCUGUAAAAAAUAUAUAAAAACCACUCUUUGGCUUCGCUUUCUUCCUGAAAACAAAAUAAAAACACCCUGGGCAUUCAAAUAUUGCCAACAAUUCUGCCUUUUUCCCCAAACACAGACUUUUGUAGGGCUGGAAGGAUCUUCAAAAUGUGGUUGAAGGUCACAACAGCAAGAAAGCUGUCCGGAGGGUGGCAACAUAAGAACGGGCCUUCUCUGCAGUGGCUCCCCAUUUGUGGAAUGCUCUCCCCAGGGAAGUUUGCCUGGCGCCUUCA
Podarcis muralis (Common wall lizard) is the source of this 3715-nucleotide messenger RNA. The record is from RefSeq and is a predicted model, not a curated record. Lineage: Eukaryota; Metazoa; Chordata; Lepidosauria; Squamata; Lacertidae.